AUGAACAUGUCUCUUUCUUAUGGGAGGUCAUUUCAGCAGCUGUAUCGGCACGAUGUAAUCAUUUAGAAAUCAGAGGCAGGGAUUUGCUCUUACACAAGCCUGGAUUAAUGAACAACACUAAAACUUUCCUGGUCUUUAAAGAGAGCUCACUGACAGUCAGAUUCAGGUCCAAAGAGAAGGUGAUCUGACUUGCUGAAGACCUUAUUCCUGGGAGGAGAAUGAUAAAGCAAGUGUUGAUUUCUGCUGCGUGUGGUGUUGUCGCACUGGUCAUGGGCAUACUAAUCGGCCACUAUGGUAUUGCCAAGAGCAGCGACUCAACACCAUCCUGGGUGAAUGAUGUGGCGAAGGAUGUGGACGAGAGCUUCAUUGAGAAGUUCUUGUCUGAGGUGGACAACAUCCAGAUUGAGGAGAACCUGAAGGAGCUGACAAAAGUGCCCCAUAUGGCCACCACAGCUGGAGACGAGCAGACAGUGCAGCUGAUGCUAAAGAGAUGGCAGGACCCCGAAAGUGGCCUGGACAAGGCCUGGAGAGAGGAGUAUAAGGUCUACCUGUCCUUCCCUGACCCAAAGAACCCCAACAAGGUCACUGUAGUGAGCCCGUCUGCUACUGUGCUGCACACUGUCAGAGAAAAAGAGAAGAGUUAUAGUUCAGACCAAAAUGAUCCUGACGUGGUUCAGCCAUACGCUGCAUACUCCCCUGCUGGACACGCAAAGGGGAAACUGGUAUACGCCAACCAGGGGAAGGCAAGUGACUACCAACUCUUGAACCAGACAGUGGACCUCAGGGGGACCAUCGCUAUCACCAGAUACGGAGGAGCAGGAAGAGCUGCUAAAGCCAUCAAUGCAGCACCGUACGGUGUCGUUGGCGUGCUUGUCUACACAGACCCUUUGGACAUCAACGAUGGUCUCAUGUCAGACGUCAACGAGACGUAUCCUCACUCCUGGUACAUGCCGCCUUCUGGUGUGGAGAGGGGUUCCUUCAACAGCCACUUUGGAGACUUACUCACACCCUACCUGGCUGCCAAAGAGGAUACCUACAGAAUUCCUCCUGAGGACAUAACAGGAAUCCCUCCCAUUCCCAUUCAACCAAUCGGAUUUGAGGAUGCCUACGUACUAAUCUGUCAGCUAGGUGGAGAAGCAGCUCCGGCUGAAUGGCAGGGAGCAUUCAACUGUACCUACAACUUUGGUGGCCCAGGAUUCAAACAUACGUCUGCUUUCACCAACAGUGAUGUGAAAAUGGACAUCUUUAACUGGGAAGAGGUGAAGAACUCCUCCAAUGUGAUGGGAGUGAUAACAGGGAGUGUCGAGCCAGACAGGUAUGUGAUCUAUGGGAACCACAGGGACAGCUGGGUUCAUGGCGCCAUCGACCCGAGCAGUGGGACAUCAGUCAUGCUGGAACUGACCAGAGUGUUGGGAAAGAUGGUCAAGCAGGACAAAUGGAGGCCUCGUAGGUCCAUAAUCUUUGGAAGCUGGGGAGCAGAGGAGUUCGGCCUUAUUGGGUCUGCAGAAUACACAGAGCAAUACUUCACCAAGCUCAGUGAACGAGCUGUUGCUUACAUCAAUGUGGACAUAGCUGUCUUUGCCAGUGCCACUCUGAGAGCUUCAGGGAUGCCAUCAGUGCAGAACGUCAUCUUCGAAGCCGCUAAACAGGUCAACGCACCCGGACUGGAGUCCACAUCUGUGUAUGACAACUGGAUCCGGUAUACCAACAGGACAAGCCCGACACAUGGCAUCAUUCCCAGGGUGGGAUACCUGUCAGGAGCGGGGAGCGAUUACGCUGCCUUUGUCCAUUACCUGGGAAUCACAUCCAUUGACAUGUCAUACACAUACGACAGGAGUAAAACAAAUGCUCGGAUUUACCCUGCGUACCACACAGCAUACGACACCUUUGACUAUGCCUCAAAGUUCAUUGAUCCUGGAUUCGUCAGUCACCAGGCCGUUGCCAGAACUGCAGGAAACAUCCUGAUCCGACUGGCUGACAGUCUUUUGUUACCAUUAAACUGCAGUGACUACGCUGAGAGUCUUGAGGACUACCUGAACACAGCAGUGACCUUAUAUGAGCAUCAGCUGCAAUCUAGGAAAAUCUCCAUGGAACCGCUAAAACGUGCAGUGGCCAACUUUCGCAGUGCAGCUACUCAUUUGGAUCAGGUCAUUCAUAGCAUGGACCUGGCAAAUGAAACACCGCUGAAGGUCAGAAAAAUCAACGAUCAGCUCAUGCUGCUGGACCGAGCUUUCUUAGACCCUCUGGCCUUCCCUGAUAAAUAUGCAUACAGGCAUGUUAUCUGGGCUUCAAGUAGUGCUGGCAAGUCAACCUUCCCAGGUCUGGCUGAUGCCUACGCCAGUGCUGAGUCAUCAGGUCAGUCCAGAGACUGGGACAAAGUGCACUACCACCUGUCAGUGCUGAGCCAGGCCAUCGAUGGUGCCGCCAACACACUGGUCGAUGUCAUAUAGACGAAGAGGGAAGAACUGCAAACUGUCAAGGAUUUUUUGAAAAAAGACAAGGAUCUGCAGACAAUGAGAAGUGGUCAGUCGGGCCCUGAUGGGACUAUUUAUGGAUGAUAUUAAAGGAGACAAUUUAGGAAUGAAUGAACAAAGCUCACCACCACAACGACAGUAACAUGAAUGAUGUCUUCUGUCUUUGUCACAGGAUUAAAAUAUUUAAAUAUGAUUCAUCUUUUUCAUGAAUGCACUUCAUUAAAAAUUAACUACAACACUUGUUGGUAAUA
This is a messenger RNA of Scatophagus argus, 2725 nucleotides long. RefSeq names its product N-acetylated alpha-linked acidic dipeptidase like 1 (gene naaladl1). Bases 219 to 2450 code for a protein of 743 amino acids. The record is from RefSeq and is a predicted model, not a curated record. The transcript is spliced from 19 exons. Gene Ontology annotation, molecular function: carboxypeptidase activity. NCBI's taxonomy places the organism in Eukaryota, Metazoa, Chordata, Actinopteri, Scatophagidae.